Messenger RNA from Cyclopterus lumpus (lumpfish), 3903 nucleotides. RefSeq names its product docking protein 1-like. The coding region runs from base 2009 to 3445 and encodes 478 amino acids. Lineage: Eukaryota; Metazoa; Chordata; Actinopteri; Perciformes; Cyclopteridae. The record is from RefSeq and is a predicted model, not a curated record. Gene Ontology annotation, cellular component: cytoplasm. Gene Ontology annotation, biological process: cell surface receptor protein tyrosine kinase signaling pathway; positive regulation of MAPK cascade. The transcript has 7 exons.
CUGAAAGCACAGAGAUCUGCUUUUUAAAUGGACUCUCAGACCACAUCAGGGAAAGUUUAUCUCCAACCACACAAAGCUGGAAAAAUUCCACAUAGCUGAGAGAAUGACUUGUGUUGCUCCAGGAGACUCCAGAGCAGGAAUCCACAGGAACAAGUUGAAACAGCACAGUUUUUCAACCCUGCACAUUCCUGAGCAGCGCUGACAGCUGCACGCUCAUGUGUUUUAGUAUCACUGCAGAGUGAAUAUCUAGACUGUAAUCUUAUCACACCUGUAACCUGAAACUGGCAUAGAACUACAAAGCGUCCAUUAUAAACCACUGUUAACCUGCUGUAUAUGUCCAGAGUUUAAAUGCAUGACAUGGAACACAAGGUACUUUGAGUAAUGAUAUGGAAUAUGUAGUCCUGUAACAUUUGUUCUUUAACGGCCCUGUAAACUUGUUUGGAAGGUAGGACUGGGUCAGCGGUAACAUGGUGAUUUCUCCUCACACUCUGACACUCCUCUGGACUUCAGUCUAUGGGAAGAAAGAACUCAUGUUUACCUCCUGCGUCAUAUGUGGGAGUGUUAAAACUAACGAUCCCAUUCACAGGAAAAAGGUUUGCGAUGGGGUUUGGUGCAUAUGCGUGGGAGAAAAAGUUGGAUUCAUGUCGAGGAGGCGAAAUAUGAUGUAAUCCGUCACACAUUUGAACUACCGUGUGUGACGUAGAUGUAUUGGCGUGCUGGUUAUGCUCAAUUGCAGCCAGUGUUAUCCCGACCCGUCAUAACGAAAGUUGCAAUAUAUGAACUCUGUUUCUAUAAGCACAGGCGUAGCCCUCUACUGGACUCUAUGGGUCAUCCAAUCACAGCAUUUGCUCACUGAAAAUCUGCACAAGGGGCCAAUCAGAACUUGCAUACCCAAAUACACCCUCACCCUCGUAGGAGCCGCAGGGCCCACUUGGUAGAGACCUCCGCCUUUGCUAAUAGAACUAUGCUAACAAUGUUGUAACCUCCGUUCCAACUCACUCUACUCGACUCUAUGGGGACAAUGGGUGGAGCGCAAUACAUAACAUUUACUCAUUAACAUGGAUACUGACCGACUAAAGGUUACUCUCCUCAGCCCACCUACUUACAGGGGCUCCACAGCGGAGAAGUAGGGACAGCCAGCCAACCCAGAUAGUCCGCCAAGGAGCAUGUAGGUGUAUCAUGUCCUGGAAGGGGGACUCAGGUGCAACGCAAUGGAUGCACACCCCGUCCUCUAAACCAAUCCUGGGUCUUUCCAGCAAGCACAGACCCUGAAGAUGAGCCUGCCAUGUCCAGGGUGCCAAUAAAGAAGCUGUGAUCCCUGUCUUAGACCUAACAUCAUGGCACUUGAUCAUGGUCCAAUCCCUCCCUGUUCCUGUUUGGAGAUCCAAAGAUCUUUUGUUUUUAUUCCAUUGUUAUUUUGCUAUUCUUCUGUUGUAAUCUUUAAUGAAACCUCUUCGGGAUGAAUACAGUUCUAUCUCAUCUAAUCUUAUUUUAUCUGAGUUGAGAUUUCUCCUCCUCCAGCGCUGAGUGAUGAAAUCCCAAGAGAGACAUCACACGGCCACAUCUGUUGCAACUCCCUGAAUCAGAUAACUAAUUGGGCCGAUUCUUCGGUCCAGAAUGACUGACAAAGCAGGUCAUAAAGAUCCGUCCCAGCGAUGGGGCCCGGACAUAACAGGCACUCAUGAGGUUCUCGAAGCUGAGACUCCAUCCUUGGAGGUAGGCAGUCAGUGAGCAAAUCAAGAGGAUGUCGAGCAGCAAUGUGUGCUGUGUUCUAUCCUGUGGGGUCUGCACAUAUUCGGGCAGGCGCGUCCUGAUUGGCUGGCUACACAUUUUCAGAGGGUGAAUUGAUGCCUUGAUGAGGAGAGUAUUACGCAUGGAGUCCAGCAGAGAGCGGAGUGAGUUAGAAUGUUAACCACUUCUUGGUCUCUCUUCUCAGAAAUGGAAGCCGGUGUGGUUGUCCCUGUUUCCUCCCAGUAGCGGUGGAGUGGGUCGACUGGAAAUCCAGGAUAUGAGAGGUGGAGGCGAUCAUGUGGCUGGGGUCAGGAGACACUACCAGCCUCACGGUGACAGGAAGCUGAAGGUGGUCCGACUGUCUGAGCUGAUCAGUGUCCUCAGACUCCCCCCAAACGCAGAGGCCUGUCCCAUGGAGAACAUGUCAGCCUUUUGUGUGGAGACACAGGACAGAACGAUGGUGUUCGCUGCACUCAAAGAGGACUGCGUUGGGUGGGUGGAAAAGCUGUGUCACAGCACGUUUCAGAGAGGGGUUGGCUCAGACUCUAACCAGCUCCAAAUGGAGCAGAACCAGAUAUAUGCCUCAGCAGAUGAAGCCUCACAGUUCUGGGUGACGGUUCAGAGGACUGAUGCAGCGACACGUUGUGGCCUGAAGGGGUGCUACUGGCUGCAGGUGGGGCAAGAGGCGCUGCUGCUGAGAGAAACAGAGAAGAAGAGCAUAGUCAGCGAAUGGUCGUACGAACUGCUGAGACGAUAUGGAAAAGAUAAGCUGGCCUUCACCAUUGAAGUUGGUAGACGCUGUGACUCUGGUCCUGGAACGUUUACCUUUGAGACACAGCAGGCUGACACACUAUUCUCCCUCAUUCAGAGUACCAUCAAUCGAAAGACUCUUACUCUAGGCAACCAAAACCAAGAGGGUGAGAAAGUCAUCGUAGCAAAAAUACAGGCCCAUUCCCCUCUCCACAAAAUACCAGAUGUGACCAGUACGGCUGGCAUUCUGGAGAACAAACUGGGGACACAGGGAAGUAAAUCUGCUGCUUUACAAGAGAGUGCACAUGCUCACGAGGAUUUGGUUGGUUUGUCAGAGAGUGUAUCGGGGCAGCCAGCUCCUAUCACCCUCAUGCCUCUUCCACUGGUCCCCACACAUGGCAGCCACUCUGGAGGUCAUCCUGGUGGCCAAUCAGAAGCUGUAUAUGCUGACCCAGCUGAUUGCAUCCAAUUUGUACCAAAAAUCCAACCAACCAUGGCUCUGUAUGUAGACCCAGCAAGUGUUCUCCCGCUCAAACCCCCCAGCACAAGGGAAGCCAUCACUCCCCCUCCUAAGUUCCGGGCUCCACCACCCCGUGUUCCCAUCGGUCACCCAGAUCCAGUCUACUCGGAGGUGUACGACAAAAUCAGUCCAGUCAAGAAUAAACAAACUGAAAUUCAGAGCAAAGGGAAAGUUGGGCGUUUCGCAGACGAUGAACCCAUUUAUACUGAGCCCAUGGGCAAGAAGGAUAAAGUUUCUCUUAAAAAUGAAAGCAAACCGGAUCCAUUUGCCCAUCUUUAUGCCCAAGUCUGCAAAACAACACCAUCAUUAAGUCUCUCUGCAUCCUCUAACACUAUCCCCUCCUGCUCUUCCUCCCCUACACCGCCUCCUGCCAGCAUGAGCACAACAGAGGCCUCAGACCAGUCUCUUGAUGAUGUCAUCUACGAAAACCUGGGCAUCAUUUAAUUUAGUUGACACGUUUUUGUGCAGUGACAGCUGGGAGUUCAUUGAGAAACACUUUGCCUACAGUAGUUAGGAACUGUAUACAAACUAGUACUCAUUAUUUAUAAAGAAAAUAAAUAUGGCUGUAUGACUGGCUAUUACAACAAACACAUGAUAAUGGGCUCACUAAAUUCACCUAGGAGGCCACAUUUCUAAGCAUUGCACUGCUGUAACAUUACUGGACUCAUGGUGGACCGUUGGGUGUGUUGUGCAAGUAGGAGCCUAAAGCCUGGGCAGAGGAACGGCUGUAGUGGUCUGAAAGCUCACUUGUUCAAACGCAACACUUCAGGAUAGAUGGGAUUUUCAUCUAUUGGCAUUAAUACUUGCCAACACCUGGGAAUUUUGAAUUAAUAUAGCAACAAUUAAAAUAUAUCCUGUAAAUAUUUUUGAAAAUGCAUGUUUUGGACUAGCCCUCGAUGGAC